CUCAACUUCUUAGUGAUGCUAUUAACGUCGUUUCUCAUCUGCAAAUUGUGUCGUAGCCUCACGUUUGUUCUCGUUACUGUACGAGUCUAUCGAGGCUCACAAUUUUGGCAUGACGGAGUUGCGACGAGCGUUGUUUCAAAGGCAGGUGCUUGAGUUGGGCAUUUUUGAAAAAGCUCGACGCAAGCAAGCGAUUCAACAUCAGCGAAUACGACAAUAAUCAAAUGGAGCUCAAUCUCUCCUUUCUCUUCUUCGUGUUCUUCAUCUCUCUCAGCUUUUCCCCUUUUCUUCACUCUGCUUCUGUUCCUUCAGGAUUGGAAAAUGGCAGUUAUAGUAACAGUCAUUCCCGGCGCUUGUUCGUUAAAAGCCAGCCUCAGAAAAGUGCUGAUGUAGCUAAAGGGUACAUGACUAAUUCCGAGCUUGAGGCUGCCAUAAUGGCGUUUGGGAAAAGAUGCAGCAACAUUUCGAGGAUUUACAGUAUUGGGACGAGUGUGAAUGGGGUACCACUGUGGGUCAUUGAAAUUUCUGACAAGCCUGGGCAGGAAGAGGCAGAACCUGCUUUUAAGUACAUAGGAAACAUACAUGGUGAUGAACCUGUAGGGCGGGAGCUGCUAAUGUUACUUGCGAAUUGGAUAUGUGAUAACUAUUUGAAGGAUCCAUCGGCUACAUUGGUUGUAGAAAGUGUUCAUCUUCACAUACUUCCAUCAAUGAAUCCUGAUGGGUUUUCCUUAAAACAGCGUGGUAAUGCAAAUAAUAUUGAUUUAAAUCGGGACUUUCCAGACCAGUUUUUCCCUAUGAAUGAUGAUGCAUUUGGACGUCAACCUGAAACCACAGCAAUAAUGAGGUGGUCGAGAGAGAUACAUUUUACAGCAUCAGCCAGCUUGCAUGGGGGUGCACUUGUUGCAAAUUAUCCAUGGGAUGGCACUCAGGAUAAAAGACGUAAUUACUAUGCUUGUCCUGAUGAUGAUACAUUCCGGUUCUUGGCAAGUGUAUAUAGUCGCUUUCACCAUAACAUGUCCUUAAGCGAUGAAUUUCAAGGAGGAAUUACAAAUGGAGCAUCCUGGUAUCCCAUAUAUGGAGGUAUGCAAGACUGGAACUACAUACAUGCUGGUAGCUUUGAAUUGACUCUAGAGAUUAGUGACAACAAAUGGCCUCCUGCAAAUGAGCUUGCUACCCUCUGGAAUUACAAUAGAAGGAGCAUGCUUAAUCUUGUUCUGAGCCUUGUGCAGACAGGAGUACAUGGAAGGAUUUUUUCAUCAGAUAGUGGGAGGCCAUUGCCCGGCUUUAUUACUGUCGAGGGAAUAAAUUACACGGUUAAAACAAGAAGAGUAUUUGCAGAUUACCAUCGAUUGCUUGCUCCAGGAGGGAGGUAUAUAGUUAUGGCCACUGUGCCUGGGUACAGAUCAAAGACAACCCAUAUCUGGUUAGAAGAAGCUGCCACGACAGUUGAUUUCAUUCUGGACCCAGUAGUUACUCCCAAGGGGAAUCUACUUCAAAGUGCAUGUGAAUGCAAUUGUGGUAGUUUGAGCAGGUAUGGCUUUGUAGACUUUUUUCAGGGGGGUCACUUUGAAGUAUAUGCCAUUUUGAUUGUAGCUUUAGGAUUCCUUUGUUUUUUGUUUCAAAGGAGAAUAAAACACAACCUCUCAAAACAAAGACAGUACGGGCCCAAAAGGCCAGUUGCAGUCUGAGGUUCCCAUUUGUACUACAGUUAACUGUAUAUUUUUUUUUUAGCAAAAAAUUUGUUUUGCACAAACUUAUCUCGAGAAUAAGAUCUUCACCCAUGUUUCCAUGGUGGCUGAAAAUAACCACCAGACUGAAAUAGUACAAAAAUUGUUCUCUGCAAGUAUCUCU
This is a messenger RNA of Morus notabilis, 1848 nucleotides long. RefSeq names its product carboxypeptidase SOL1. NCBI's taxonomy places the organism in Eukaryota, Viridiplantae, Streptophyta, Magnoliopsida, Rosales, Moraceae. The record is from RefSeq and is a predicted model, not a curated record. Bases 222 to 1685 code for a protein of 487 amino acids. The transcript is spliced from 16 exons. Gene Ontology annotation, biological process: proteolysis. Gene Ontology annotation, molecular function: metallocarboxypeptidase activity; zinc ion binding.